Messenger RNA from Ostrea edulis (European flat oyster), 1392 nucleotides. RefSeq names its product proline-rich protein 2-like. The record is from RefSeq and is a predicted model, not a curated record. The coding region runs from base 1 to 1392 and encodes 463 amino acids. The transcript has a single exon. Lineage: Eukaryota; Metazoa; Mollusca; Bivalvia; Ostreida; Ostreidae.
AUGGUUUUCCGUCUUUUUCCAGUGCCAAAUAAGCGGCGAAAACCGGGUCAACGGCAACAAACGAGGCCACAACGACAGCAGCAAUUUGGGCCUGUAUCUCGCGAGCAGCUUCAUCCACCAACGGGGUUUCAGCCAUUCCGAGUUCCACAGAUUCAUCAAGCACAAUUCCACCCAAUACCGCAUCCACAGUUUCUGCAUCACCCACAACCAGUGAACCACACACCACAACCGUAUCUUCUUAUUCCACUUCAGCAACCACAACAACGACAACAAACAAACAAAAACAAAGCAACACAGCGAAUGCUACAGGGACAACAUGCUCCGCAGCAGAGACAACAUGCUCCGCAACAGGGACAACAUGCUCCGCAACAGGGACAACAUGCUCCGCAACAGGGACAACCUGCUCCGCAACAGGUACAACAUGCUCCGCAACAGGGACAACCUUCUCCGCAACAGGGACAACCUUCUCCGCAACAGGGACAACCUACUCCGCAACAGGGACAACCUGCUCCACAACAGGUACAACAUGCUCCGCAACAGGGACAACAUGCUCCGCAACAGGGACAACCUGCUCCGCAACAGGGACAACCUGCUCCGCAACAAGGACAAUAUGCUCCGCAACAGGGACAACAUGCUCCGCAACAGGGACAACCUGCUCCGCAACAGGGACAACCUGCUCCGCAACAGGGACAACCUGCUCCGCAACAGGGACAACCUGCUCCGCUACAAGGACAACAUGCUCCGCAACAGGUACAACAUGCUCCGCAACAGGUACAACAUGCUCCGCCACCAAGACAAUCUGCUCCUCAGCCUCAGUUUGCCACGCUACAACCGUUUUCUAUUGCACAAAUGCAACCGAGGUACAUUGUUCCACAACACCAGCAAUUUCCUCCUCCUCAUAUGUUCCACCCACAAGAAAAUUACUAUUACCCACCACUUUAUCAACCCCAUCAUCAACUACCACAGACACCUAGACCAAUCACCACAACAACUACCACAACUACCACCACAACACCGGAAAUGGAGGGAGAGAUGGAAGUAAGAUCAAGCACCCCUGCGCCGCAGAUCAACACACAGUGUAACUACUGGGCCAUGGACCACGGCGUGCACAACUGGUACCCGUGUCCAAUGCCGCCACAAGUCAGCACUACAACCCCGAGAACGACCACACACCCCUGUCCCACGACCCUAGUCACUGUCCCACACAUCCCACACAUCACCAACGAAUGGGACUACUGGUAUAAAUGGCACCAAUGCCCAAUGGUGCCAGUACCCACGGAAAUGCAAGCAAUCUUUGGACCUUUCGACUUCGACUUCAUAAUGGACUCCCUUACUACUGCGCUGCCCAUGCCCAUGCACAUCAUUCCGGUUAUUAGGCCCGGCCAUCAUUAA